CAAUCGCCCAACCGACCAUCCAGCCGAUCACUCUGCCAAUCGCUCUGCCGAUCGCUCUGCCAGCUGCCCGGUGUGCUGCCUCCUCAUUCAGCAACGACGUCUCGCACAGCCCGACGACCGACAUGAACGACCUGCUCGCAUCGCCCGCAUUCGCCUCGACAUACCAAAAGUAUGUCGACGCCAAGCUCCUCCAUCAGAAGCACCACAGCGCCAACAGCCCCUUCGAGCAUCUGUAUGAGGCCCGACAGCACCUGCUUGAACUGAAAUCCAUUGUCGAAGACUUCUCCGGGGCUGAGAAGCACCAGAUCCUGGCUGUCCUGGACUAUCAUCUCGGAUGCAACUAUGCAAACACCGAGGAGGGCUCCCAGGGCGAAAAGCUCUUGACGAAGAGUCUGGAAGUGCUGCGGCCUUUGGCAUCACAGCCCUCAUUCGUCGUCAUCGUCAUCGACGCCCUUAACCAGCUUGGAACACUUUGGGCUGGCUGGGACCAGGACAAGAAGGCGUCGGCCUUGCUCGAGGAAGCCGAGCAGCUCUAUACGCAAUUCACCUCUGGUGAACGGCAGCUGCCCCAAGACCCUUUGGUCUUCCCUGUGGUCGCCCAUGAAGAUGCAGUCACCAGUCUGGAGGAUGCACACACCUACACCAUUUACUAUCUUGCCCAAAUAUACGGGGCCCGCCAGCUGACGGACAAAUCGGCCGAAUACUGUCGCCGAACCCUGGAUCGGCAGCUCAAGAGAUCCGACUUGAACAAGCUGACAUGGGCCCUCGACUGCAUGACACUCUCGAACUACUACACCGAUAUCAAUGCCUAUCCAAUGGCCUACCACUGUCUGGCGGCUUCUGAGCAAAUGCUGGGGGCUGUCGACCCGAAGCAAUAUUCUGGCGACGGCGACGACGACGACGAGAAUCCUAUUGAGCGAGCAAAAGCCGAUUUGUCCUGGAUUUGGGGAAAGUUUUAUCUGGCCGCUUUGGACUUUGGCGGUCAAAUGAAACAAGAGAGUGAUUUCGAUCGAACCGUCGCUGCAUCGACUUUAGAUUCGCCCGAGGCAUACGAUCAAGCCGGCGUGUCUCUCUUCAAGGACUUUGAGGUCUCGUACAAGCGUCCCAAGAUUCCCUCGUCCAACAUUCUUACAUAUCAGCAGGCGCGCGACCCCUUCUUGGAGGGACUCAAGUGUGUCUCCGAUGCGCAAAAGUUCUUUGCGUUCGACGGCCACGUCACAGACUAUGUGUCCCUGGUGCAGGAUAUGAGCCAGCUGUACAAAGCCUUGUCCGUCUUUGAGGAAGAUCCGGCACGGCGAUUGAAGCUCCACAAGCGCCGGGCCGAGCUGGUCGCUCCAGUUCUUGUGGAAGUCAGCCCGGUUCACUACCUCCCUCAGACUCAGCAGCUUCAGUUUGAAUUGGCUGCAGCCAAUGAAGCCAUGGUCGACUGUCGUUUGGUCAUGUGGGAAGCUGAGCACAAGUCUAUGGUUCCUGCCGAUCGCGCAGUGGCGGCCGACCUGAUUAACGAACUGGCGCUGGCAUCCGUCCGACUCUACAGCGACUUUAUCACGAGCUUUGCGGAUGCCCAGACUCGGCAGCUUCCUGAUCCUAUUCCGGAUGAGGACAACCUGAAAUCGGUUAUGAUGGCCCGCUGGAAAAUCGCCCGUCUGUGGUCCCGAAUGAUACCUGUUCCGAGUAACAAGGCCGUCUUUGAUCAUGUCCAGCUGCGCGAACAAAAAGUCGAGUGGCUGCAGAGAAGCCUGACUCAGUACGAGCGCAUCAAGUCGUACAACAGUCGACACAAGAUUCCUGGAUUUGAUAUCGAAAUGCAGAUCAUCGAGGAAAUGUGCCGGCUGCUUCCCCAGCAAAUCAAAGAAACUCGCCUGGGCAUGGAUAUUUAGCACCUGCCCAAAACAGAACGGACAUGCUGUCGUUUCUGGGUUGAUUGUCCAUUUGUUUUGGAUGCGAAAUACACACAGGCUCGUGAUUUGUCCGAGAACGAA
Polychytrium aggregatum is the source of this 1982-nucleotide messenger RNA. Its product is annotated as KIF-1 binding protein C terminal-domain-containing protein. Gene Ontology annotation, molecular function: protein binding. The transcript is spliced from 15 exons. NCBI's taxonomy places the organism in Eukaryota, Fungi, Chytridiomycota, Chytridiomycetes, Polychytriales. The coding region runs from base 123 to 1880 and encodes 585 amino acids. The record is from RefSeq and is a predicted model, not a curated record.